AUGCCAGCAGCCGCUGAUCUGUUGCAUCUUAAAGGUGUCACGCCUUUGCGGAUCGUUUUGCCAUGCUGGGUAGCCUUCGUCACCAUGCUUUUUCCAGGACUAUCGAAAGCCACUUGGACCUCGUCCCCUCUGAAGGGCAUCUUCCAACAAAAAGUCGCACUCGCCCCCAUGGCCCCGGACGACAUUGGCCGCAACACAUUGGCGGCGGCCAUGGCUGGCUGGGUGCAGCCUGCCAUCUUCAAUCCCGCCGACUGCCUCCGAAUACGCUGGCAAGUCUCAGUCGGAGAGACCACUUUCGCCAAGUUCUCUGCCGAGCUGCUUCGAAAAGAGGGCCUCUGGCAGGGCUUGUGGAGACCGGGGCUUCCUUUCAACAUGUGCGCCGUGGCUGUGUCCCAAGGGCUCAGAAUGGGCCUAUACCCCACCGCGCGAGAUGCCCUGCAGACUUUGCUGCCGAGCGAUGGGCAGAAGUCCAGUGCAGCCAUGAUCGGUGCCGGCUUGAUGUCAGGGUCGUUUGCCUACUUCACCGGAGCCCCUCUCUGGCUUGUGAAGACACGAAUGCAGGCCGCAGCGCAAUUUGCUGCCGAUGGCGCUUCUACAGCCGUGCACAUCUACCCCGUGCACCUGAGCGACUACUGGCGGGGCUGUUCCCCUCUCAUUUUUCGUGGCGCGUUGCUGACGGCCGGGCAGAUGUUCGGCUACGAUGGCACGAAAUCUGCCGGGCGGCGGCUGGGCUACAAAGAUGGUCCUCUCCUGCAUGUCGCUGCUGCAACAUCGGCAGGCUUUUGCGCUGCCAGUUUUUCUGCGCCAGCUGACGCGCUGAUGACGGAGUACCAGAGCAGCUCGGAUGGUGGGCUGUUACGCUCUGCCGGCAACAUGCUCCGCAAACGAGGUCCGGCCGCCUUCGUCCGCGGAUGGACGGCCAAUUUUUGUCGGCUGGCGCCAACUUUCACCGUCGGAAGCAUCAUUUACGAGCAGAUGCGCCUGCUUUUGGGCCUGGGGUACAUGACCUGA
Molecule: messenger RNA, 1011 nt
Organism: Symbiodinium sp. CCMP2592
Lineage: Eukaryota; Dinophyceae; Suessiales; Symbiodiniaceae
Source: the annotation of a GenBank genome assembly